AUGCCAUCUACAGCGGCAGCCCUUCGUGCACAGUGGAAAGAACCGUCCGACGUCUUUACGGUGCUCCUAAUAGUCGGCGGCGAGGUGGUCCGAUGCGCUCUUGGUGCCAUGUCCGGCGGGAUCUUGACCCCGGUGACCUUUUCAUACGGAUGGGCCGCUUUUGCGAUCUCCGCCAUCCUUUCAGCCGCUGGGGAGAAUCGACUGAUGCCCGACAGCCCCCUCCCGACUCUCCUGGUCAUCAAUCUCACCUCCGGUUACCGGCGCCUCAAUAGAUCAUGGACACUCGGGCGUCUGUUCCAGACUUAUGAGUAUUGGAUGGCGCCGGAAGUUCGGACGUGCAUACAAGACCUGGCUAUUAAAAUCCCGGACGAGGAGCGGGCCGCUCUCGCGCCCCGGGAUGGGGUCGCCGGGACGGGGAGAUCGGCGCGCGGUGUGAAGGCGCCCCUGUGUGUGGCUGUGUAUGACUGGGAUGUGGGUCCAACAGGAACAACGAGACCACCCAACAAAGCCGGCCGCCCAGGUCACGACUGGGUCUGGUCGCUAGGGCUCGGAGUCUCUCUCAUACAGCUCGGCAUUAGCAUCAUCCCCUUCGCGAUGGAUGAUGAUUGGCGGAUUUUGCUAGUAACCGCCGGGGGCACCGUGCUUGCUUAUCUGUAUGGGGCGCUCCCGCAGUGGCGCAGGGAGAAAUGGGGCUGUCGCAAGAACAGUGCGCAUAAAGAUGUGGCAAUAACACUAGGCAACGGAACGCAGCACGUGGUGAUAAUCCGGGGACAUGUGGACGGGUUUGAUUUGGAAGAUCUCGCAGGAGGACAGACCCAUGCCGACGGGGACGAUGGGGAGAAUCGGCGGGCCAGGGUCCUGGAGUCCGAACAGGCCACUCGAGCUUUGACCGUGAUUUUCGCGCUUUGCUGGCUUGCACUACUUGUUUGCAGCACUGGGAUUCAAACCCACACUUGGUAUUUGCUUGCCAUUGGCGGCCUGGGAAUGCUGCAUAAUCUUGUGGUUGCAGGAGCGCCGCGCCGCCCAGACAUGUUGGGCGUACCGAUCAAAUUGGCGGCUCCGUAUACGCACGCCGGACAAACGGCAGCAUUAUCAGAGCCUUUGCCUUCCGUAUUCGCAGAAGCCAAGGUAAUGUGGACACUGAUGGAGCUAGAGAUCGCGUAUGAAGGGUUUGGCAAAGCACUCUUGAAAGAAUUCUUCCCCGGUGAAUUUCGCGACUGGGAAACUGCGUGGUGGAAUUAUAAAGUUCCCAAUGUGGAGUUGAGGCGGACUUUACUUGCCCAAAAGAAAUAUGAAGAAUAUGUGAAGCGAAAAGAGAAGCAGCUCAAAGUCGGGUCCGCCCAGCAAGGAUAG
This is a messenger RNA of Penicillium pulvis, 1353 nucleotides long. RefSeq lists its product as uncharacterized. The transcript has a single exon. The record is from RefSeq and is a predicted model, not a curated record. The coding region runs from base 1 to 1353 and encodes 450 amino acids. NCBI's taxonomy places the organism in Eukaryota, Fungi, Ascomycota, Eurotiomycetes, Eurotiales, Aspergillaceae.